GCGUGGCGGCGGCGGCGCGCGGCCCCGGGCGCACCAUGGCCGAGCUGCUGCGGAGCCUGCAGGAUUCCCAGCUCGUCGCCCGCUUCCAGCGCCGCUGCGGGCUCCUCCCCGCGCCGGACGAAGGCCCGGGGGAGAACUGCGCGGCGCCCGGGCUCGAGCAUCUCCCGGCGGCCACCGGCAAGGGCUGCGGGGAGCCGGCCAAUGGGCUGCGGAGGGUCGCGGCCCCGCAGGCUGAUGUACAGAAGUACAUUGUGAAGAAUUAUUUCUACUAUUACCUAUUCAGAUUUUCAGCCACUUUGGGUCAAGAAGUGUUCUACAUCACGUUUCUUCCAUUCACUCACUGGAAUAUUGACCCUUAUUUAUCCAGAAGACUGAUCAUCAUAUGGGUUUUGGUGAUGUAUAUUGGCCAGGUAGCCAAGGACAUCUUGAAAUGGCCCCGCCCGUCCUCCCCUCCUGUUGUGAAACUGGAGAAGAGAGUGAUUACCGAGUAUGGAAUGCCGUCUACCCACGCCAUGGCAGCCACGGCCAUUUCCUUCACCAGCCUCAUCUCGACUAUGGACAGAUACCAGUAUCCUUUUGUUUUGGGACUGAUGAUGGCUGUGGUGUUUUCCACCUUGGUGUGUCUCAGCAGACUUUACACGGGGAUGCACACGGUCCUGGAUGUGCUGGGUGGUGUCCUGAUCACCGUGGUCUUCAUUGUCCUCACCUACCCUGCCUGGACCCUUAUCGACCGCCUGGACUCUGCCAGCCCCCUCUUCCCUGUGUGUGUCAUAGUGGUGCCGUUCUUCUUGUGUUACAAUUACCCCGUGUCUGAAUACUACAGCCCCUCCAGAGCAGAUACCACCACCAUUCUGGCCGCCGGGGCAGGGGUGACCAUAGGAUUCUGGAUCAACCAUUUCUUCCAGCUCAUGUCCAAGCCCACUGAAUCUUUCCCUGUUACUCAGAACAUCCCACCACUCACCACUGACGUGUUUGUUUUGGGUCUGACCAAAUUUACUGUGGGAAUUGUGUUGAUCCUCCUGGUUCGUCAACUUGUACAAAAUCUCUCACUGCAAGUAUUAUUCUCGUGGUUCAAGGUGGUCACCAGGAACAAGGAGGCCAGGCAGAGACUGGAGAUCGAAGUACCUUACAAGUUUGUCACCUACACGUCUGUUGGCAUCUGUGCUACAACCUUUGUGCCAAUGCUGCACAAGUUUUUGGGAUUACUCUGAGCCUCAAAUGGUUGGAAAUUAGCCCACUGGACAUGAGAACCAAGACAUAGGAAAGUUGUUGGGUGGGCAAGUCUUGACAACAGAGUUUUCUUUAAAAAAAAAAAAAAAAAAUCCUUGGGCCAGCCGGGUGGCAUAGCAGUUAAGUGCGCGCACUCUGCUUAGUGGCUGGGGUUUGCGGGUUCAGAUCCCAGGCACGGACCGACGCACUGCUUGUCGAGCCAAUAUAGGGCGUCCCAUAUAAAGUAGAGGAAGACGGGCACAGAUGUUAGCCCAGGGCCAGUCUUCCUCAGCAAAAAGAGGAGGAUUGGCAAGGGAUAUUAAUUAGCUCAGGGCUGAUCUUCGUCACAAAAAAGUAAUAAUAAAAUCCUUAAGUCACA
Molecule: messenger RNA, 1588 nt
Organism: Diceros bicornis minor
Lineage: Eukaryota; Metazoa; Chordata; Mammalia; Perissodactyla; Rhinocerotidae
Gene: SGPP2
Product: sphingosine-1-phosphate phosphatase 2
Exons: 5
Coding region: 36-1211 (391 amino acids)
Biological process (GO): phospholipid dephosphorylation; sphingosine metabolic process
Cellular component (GO): endoplasmic reticulum membrane
Molecular function (GO): sphingosine-1-phosphate phosphatase activity
Source: RefSeq, a predicted model, not a curated record